AUGUCUGAUAGUGUCGAUAUUGAAGAGAAACCACCAGCCCCCCCCUUGAGAAUGAACAGUGGUUCCCGAGACUCUACAUCAGUGAAUCACGCAUCUAAACCGCUUCCAAUGGCUCCUGAAGAGAAAAACAAGAAAGUCCGCCUGCGCUCCAUCUUCCCAGGGGGAGACAAGACAAACAAGAAGAAGGAGAAGGAACGUCCCGAGAUAUCCCUACCCUCAGACUUUGAACACACCAUUCAUGUUGGCUUUGAUGCUGUAACAGGAGAAUUCACAGGGAUCCCAGAGCAGUGGGCUCGGCUCCUGCAAACCUCAAACAUCACUAAGCUGGAGCAGAAGAAGAACCCACAGGCUGUGUUAGACGUGUUAAAGUUUUACGACUCCAAAGAGACCGUCAACAAUCAGAAAUACAUGAGCUUCACCUCGGGAGACAAGACAGCCCACGGCUACAUAGCUGCAAACACUCUGAACCGACUGCUGUCUUCUGGGCCUCCUGUCAGCCUUAGAACCUGCAGCGCAUUAUUUGACAAGGGUGCCAAAACAUCAUCAACAGAACCUCCAAUUGCUCCGCCUGUGUCCGAAGAGGAGGACGAGGAGGAGGAGGAAGAGGAGGAGGAAGAAGAGGAUGAGGAUGAUGAUGAUGAGCCUCCUCCGGUCAUUGCCCCUCGACCUGAACACACCAAAUCUAUCUAUACACGCUCUGUCAUGGAACCAACAAAGCCUCCAACACCAGUGAAAGAGGUGCCGACUCCACCAGAGUCACAGGUCCAACCAGAGGAUACUUCCAACACAAUGUAUCGCCACACCGACCGACAGAGGAAGAAGUCCAAAAUGACAGAUGAGGAGAUCCUGGAGAGACUCAGGAGUAUUGUGAGUGUGGGAGAUCCCAAAAAGAAGUAUACGCGCUUCGAGAAAAUAGGACAAGGAGCGUCCGGGACCGUCUACACUGCCAUCGACAUAGCAACAGGCCAAGAGGUGGCCAUCAAGCAGAUGAACCUGCAGCAGCAACCUAAGAAAGAGUUGAUCAUCAAUGAGAUCUUGGUGAUGAGGGAAAACAAAAACUCUAACAUAGUGAACUACCUGGACAGCUACCUGGUUGGAGAUGAGCUUUGGGUUGUGAUGGAAUAUUUGGCCGGGGGCUCUUUGACAGAUGUAGUGACAGAGACCUGCAUGGACGAGGGCCAGAUUGCUGCAGUCUGCAGAGAGUGUCUGCAAGCCUUGGACUUUCUGCACUCCAACCAGGUUAUCCACAGAGAUAUAAAAAGUGACAACAUCCUCUUGGGUAUGGAUGGAUCCGUCAAGCUCACCGACUUUGGCUUCUGUGCUCAGAUCACUCCAGAGCAGAACAAGCGCAGCACGAUGGUGGGAACGCCCUACUGGAUGGCGCCAGAAGUGGUGACUCGGAAGGCUUACGGCCCAAAAGUGGAUAUUUGGUCUCUGGGCAUCAUGGCGAUAGAGAUGGUGGAAGGAGAGCCUCCCUAUCUGAAUGAAAAUCCACUCAGGGCACUUUACCUGAUAGCAACCAACGGAACUCCAGAGCUGCAGAACCCAGAAAAGCUGUCAAGUGUGUUCAGAGACUUCCUCAACCGCUGUCUAGAGAUGGACGUGGACCGCAGAGGCUCUGCCAAGGAGCUGCUUCAGCAUUCCUUCCUCAAACUGGCAAAGCCUCUCUCCAGUCUGACGCCUCUGAUUGUAGCUGCGAAGGAAGCCAUAAAGAACAGCAGUCGUUAA
Messenger RNA from Menidia menidia (Atlantic silverside), 1728 nucleotides. The record is from the annotation of a GenBank genome assembly. NCBI's taxonomy places the organism in Eukaryota, Metazoa, Chordata, Actinopteri, Atheriniformes, Atherinopsidae.